Lactuca virosa is the source of this 831-nucleotide messenger RNA. The record is from the annotation of a GenBank genome assembly. Lineage: Eukaryota; Viridiplantae; Streptophyta; Magnoliopsida; Asterales; Asteraceae.
AUGAAGAAAUCGUGUGUAAACAAGGUGAUUCUUUCUGGUGGUUCAACUAGAAUACCAAAGGUCCAAUGUAUGUUGCAAGAACUUAUCGGCAGGAAGGAGCUAUGCAAGAGCUUGAACCCUGAUGAGGCUGUUGCAUAUGGUGCAGCUGUCAUGGCUGCAAAGUUAAGUGGUAAUGGUGAUAAAAGCUGUCAGGAUUUGAUGUUAUUGGAUGUCACUCCUUUGUCCCUUGGUGUACAAGUAAUAGGAAAAGUAUUUGAUGUUGUGAUCCCUCGUAACACUCCAAUACCUACCAAGAAAUCUAAAAUAUAUAAUACAACUCGGGACAACCAAACUUGUGUAGAUGUUAAGGUGUAUCAAGGUGAACGAACCAGAUCUACAGAUAACCAUUUGUUGGGGAAGUUCAGAAUUUCUGAAAUACCACGGGCUCCAAAAGGAGUUGCAGAACUCAAGCGCUACUUUGAGAUAGAUACCAAUGGAAUUCUGACAGUGACAUCGGAGAUAUUAUCAACUGGUAAGACAGAGAAACUACUGAUUACCAACGAAAAUGGAAGACUCUCAAAGGAACAGAUCCAAAAGAUGGUAAAAGAUGCUGAGAAGUACAAACAAGAGGACCAAGAAUACAAGAAGAAAGCCGAUGCAUUGAAUGCAUUAGAGGAUUGCGUAUACAACAUGAAGAAGAAGAUAAAAAAUAUGGCGCAUGGUAAGAGCUUGAGGAAAAUGGAGAAAGCCAUUACUGACAUAACCAAGUGGCUGGAGCAUAAACAAACUGCAUCUAUUGUUGAGAUUCAGCGCAUGCAGAAACAUCUGGAUUGCUCACGCAAUGUACUUUGA